AUGCCUACCUUGAAACCCACCAAAUACGCCGAAGAACAUGUUCGACCUGCAGUACAAGGUCAAUCUGGUGAAGGAUUAGCUUCUUGUCUAUCAAUCGAAGAUGAUCAUUGCAAACAUCUUUACCAAAGUGCAAUCGUACCUCUUACAACUGAAAAUCAAAUCAAAAGAAAACUUUAUCACGAGGAACCUUGGGGUGGUAUUGCAGCUAUACAUUUUCGCGUGUUAGCUGCAAAGUUCAGUGGAUCUAAACCCGAUUACUUUGCUAUGUUUGAUGCACAGAGGACUUUAGUCAGUUCUUAUAAUCAAUGGUUUAGGGAUGAUAAUACUGCAUGGAGUCUGCCCGUCUUGUACGUGAUCAGUCGUGAUCUUCGUCAUUUUGCUAUCGAAGCAGAUCGAGAAUUAGUUGCACGAGGGGAAAAGCCAAUCAAACAGGAAGAGGCUGCGAGAAUGAUUCAAACGAGCUUUGGGAUUUGUUGUAGUGAUAGAAGCGCAUCAAAAGAAACCAAAAAGGGUGGAGUAGUAUACAUGGCAAGUCUGUUAUUCAAGUUGUACUUUAAGCUGAACUCCACUGCCCUGUGUAAGAAUGUCAUCAGGGGUGUAGAGAAUGCAGAUCUCUCAGCGGGUCUUUAUAUACCCAUGGCGCAUCAGGUCACGUAUAGGUAUUAUAUGGGUGUCUGGAGCUUCUUGCAAGAAGAUUACCAAAAGGCUGAAGAACAUUUGACAUUUGCUUUCAAGCAUUGUCAUCGAGAUCAAUUACGAAAUCGUGAUUUAGUCUUGAAUUACCUCAUUCCAAUAAGAUUAUUGAAAGGUAAACGACCUGUUAAUGCUUUAUUGGAACGAUCUUCUCGUCUUCAUUUGUUAUAUUCGACAUUCAUUACUGCGGUGAAGACUGGAAAUAUUGAGUUAUUUGAUCAGCAUAUGUCAAGCGUCGAGAAACAACUACUGGCGAGAGGUACUUACCUUGUGGUUGAACGCUGUCGGGACAUAUGUCUAUGUAAUCUGGUGAAACUGAUAUACCGCCUAAAGUCUGAAAAUCAUCAAAUUCAUUUACAAUCAUUUGAGAAGUUGGCUUAUAAUGACGAUCUAGAAGAACAACCUAUGGAUUCUGGAGAUGAUAUCAAUUCCAACAAGAUUGAGGAAGUAGAAUGUAUACUAGCAAAUCUGAUUGCACAGGAUCGUGUAAGAGGUUAUAUACAUCAUCAAUCUAAAAUGUUGGUCUUAUCAAAAAAAGAUCCAUUUCCAGUAAAGGUUCAGUAA
Melampsora larici-populina 98AG31 is the source of this 1257-nucleotide messenger RNA. RefSeq lists its product as uncharacterized. Gene Ontology annotation, cellular component: transcription export complex 2. The coding region runs from base 1 to 1257 and encodes 418 amino acids. Gene Ontology annotation, biological process: post-transcriptional tethering of RNA polymerase II gene DNA at nuclear periphery; transcription elongation by RNA polymerase II; poly(A)+ mRNA export from nucleus. The record is from RefSeq and is a predicted model, not a curated record. Lineage: Eukaryota; Fungi; Basidiomycota; Pucciniomycetes; Pucciniales; Melampsoraceae. The transcript has 13 exons. Gene Ontology annotation, molecular function: double-stranded DNA binding; RNA binding.